This is a messenger RNA of Ixodes scapularis (black-legged tick), 3356 nucleotides long. Its product is annotated as MFS-type transporter SLC18B1. NCBI's taxonomy places the organism in Eukaryota, Metazoa, Arthropoda, Arachnida, Ixodida, Ixodidae. The coding region runs from base 193 to 1611 and encodes 472 amino acids. Gene Ontology annotation, biological process: transmembrane transport. The record is from RefSeq and is a predicted model, not a curated record. The transcript is spliced from 13 exons. Gene Ontology annotation, molecular function: transmembrane transporter activity.
ACGCCAGUGGUAGAACCAAGCAGCGGAUCGGAAGGUGCAGAUCACGAUCUGCACGACUCGACGGCCGGCGUCAAGGGCCUGGAUUUGGACGUGGCCAUCACGAAGUCGCUGGACAGUAUUGCGGUGCCGGUCUCGAACAAGCAGAGUGACGUGGUGGGGAUUCCGAUCGGGCGAAGGCACAGGAGGAGCGCGAUGCAGUCGCGGACGCUGUCGGUGGUGUCGCUCUUGUCGAAGAGCGGCAAGGAGCGCCUCAGGCUGAACAGGAAUCAGAAACUGACUCUCUUCUGCCUGUGUCUGGUGAACUUCACGAGCUACCUCAGCUACUCUGUGAUUGCGCCAUUUUACCCACAAGAGGCAACUAGAAAAGGAAUGCGUGAAGCUGUGUCCGGUUUUGUGUUCAGCGUCUACGCCCUCACGAUGAUGAUCUUUUCGCCAAUCUUUGGAAAGCUGGUUCCCAUCCUCGGAACAAGGUUCAUCUUUUUCAAUGGCAUUUUCUUUGCAGGCGCAUCCAACAUUCUCUUUGGGCUGCUCGACAUGGCGGAGAGCACCCUCACCUUCACCCUCCUCUCCUUCCUCGUGCGGAUAUUCGAGGCUCUUGGGGCGUCCGCCUUCAGCACCGCAUCUUACGCCAUCGUGCUCAACCUCUACCCGCAACACAUCAGCACCGUGUUUGGAAUUAUCGAGACGUGUGUGGGUGUAGGGAUGAGCCUGGGUCCUGCCAUUGGUGGUGCCCUCUACAGCGUGGGCGGCUUUGGCCUUCCCUUCUUCAUCCUCGGUUGCUGUGUCCUGUUGACGCUGCCCAUAAGCUGGUACCUGAUGAGAGGCAUUCAAGUUCAGGCAACGGAAAUUAGGAAGGAGUCGUACCUGACACUCCUCCGAGUUCCUCAGGUGAUUGUCGUCUGCGUCAUCCUGGUCGUUGGGUCACAGUCCCUGGGUUUCGUGGAACCCACGCUGGAACCUCACAUGCGCCGGGAAUUCAAUGCCGACACCACCAUCGUGGGCACUUUCUUCCUGGUCUCAUCGGCCGCCUUUGCAAUCUGCUCUCCACUGGUCGGUUAUGUCUGCAUGAAAACGGAGCAACGUAUUCCCAUCAUGAUCAUUGGGUUGAUCAUCAUGGCAGCUGCUCAGCUCUUCAUGGGACCUGCCCCUUUUCUUGGCAUUCCAAGCAACCUGUGGGGGACAUUGGCGACAUUGGCAGCCCUGGGCAUUUCAUUUGCUAUUGCCUAUGUGCCUACAAUGGAAAGCAUCAUUCGCGCAGCUACGGACGGUGGCAUGGAGGAGGAUAUUGGAACUUACGCGCUCGUGUCCGGCCUCUGGAACUCCAUGUAUUCCCUCGGAGAGGUGAUUGGUCCAUCAUUUGGGGGUGUGCUCUUGGACCUGAUUGGCUUUCCGUGGGCCAGCUCUAUCAUGGCGGCAGGUUCCCUUCUUACGGCCCUGAUGGCUACGCUGUACUGGUGCUGCGCGUCACGCAACGAGUCCGAGUCCUUCUGGAGUCGAAGGCGCCGGAUUUCGGACAGUGGCAUCGAAGACAGCCUGGAGGCCGAAAUUGCCGGAGAAACCACGGCCCUCCUGGGAAGCAAAAAGCACGACGUCCGCUACAACUCUCUCUGAAGAUGCUCAAGGUCACGUUAUGCAGUGGAGAUGUCUCGAUGUCUUAUUGCUUCGGCGAUGUUUUUGGGGAAUCCGACGCUAACCAGACUCGCCCCCCUGUAGCGUGCCACGUGGGUCCUGCACGGAUCCCGAAGGUACCCAGAUAGCCCUAUGCAAAGGUGGCACGAGCCAUGCAUCUUGCACCACCUGGGCAGUUGUCAUACUUAUCACGUGGCAAUUGCCUUUUCCGCACGUACCGCGGCGAUUUCAGGCCAUAAGCUCAAUUUUGUUUUUCCUAAUCUGUUUCUGUGUUUUGUAUUGUUGUUGCAGUGUGGCCCGCCAAAUAUAUAGAACUUUUUGUAAGGUAUUGUUACAAAGAUUUUGAAUGUAUAUUUAAAUUUUUGUUGCAUAAUAUAUGAAUAGGUGUGGAGUCGGCUCUAAAAAGAUUAGUUCAAGUUACCGACUGCCAGAGCAGUUGUUGCGAAUACACCAAAGCCUGGAUUGGCGUGAAUUAUCAUUUGCAAAAAAAAUUGUAUUUUGAUGAAUAGCUUGCUUUUGAGGGCAACAGAUCACACGCAAGAUGGCCCUUCUUGUUAUAAUAGAUGAGGUGUUCCCAGUGAUAUAUGUUUUAUUUUUGUUUCUGAAUAUUACGUAAAUGUUUUGUUGGUUGCUCUUGUAGACAUGACCUGUUUGCUGACAAUGUGAAUUUGCACGUAGAAAUCAGGAAAUCCAUACCGUUCGUCUCUCAGCCUUCCCUGUUCAGCAUAUUAAAAACUGUCAGUGACAUUGAAACACUGAACUAUACAAAGAAGAUAUUACCGCUCCCAACAACAAAGCAUAAAAAGGACCCAUGUGCACAAUCACGCAUAACCAUGAAAUGUCCAAUACGAACUGCGGCGUUUCAAAAGCACACUUUGGGAAUGACUGCCAUUUGUUGACUUCCACUGUGCUGCAAAGGUGGCACCCGCCAGGCAUUCGCUCUCGUGGGCCCGCGAAAGGCUCUGGUAUCUUUUACACCGGGCUGGUGGAAGGCCUAUGAAUUGUUUUUACUGGGCCAGCAAAAUGCCAGGCAAUCACUUUCAUUGGGCCUGUGAAAGGCCUUGCACUCCCUUUUGUGGGCCGGUAAAAAGGCCUGUCAAUCCCUUUCCCUGGGCCAGCAAAAGGCCUGGCAAUUCAUUUCGCUGGGCCUGUGAAAAGCCUUGCAAUUUCUCUUGUGAGCCUGUGAAAGGCUCUUCAAUCCCUUAUGCCAGGACAGUGGUUGGCAGCCUUUUGCUGGCCUGGCAUUCACUUACUUGUGCCAAUCUCUUUUAGUGCUGACUGUUCAAAUUUUAUGCAUGUUUUUAAGAAAGCAUUCAUUUGGGUUUGAGGCCAUAUCUGGAGGUAGCUAUCACGAAUUAAUGAGCCUGAAAUUACCACGAAAACAAUGUGUCGUCUUGGCUAGUGUUUUUAUAGCAAUAGCAUUCUGCGUACUUCCUUUGAGAUCAGAAAUGCACAAGGCUCAUUUGCCUUCAUAUGUUUCUUGAUGAGGCUGGAUAGGUCUAAUCGCGAGCGGUAUGGCUGCUCUUACAAGAGGUUGAUACAUAGAUUGUAAUUUUGAGUAUGAAAUAAAAUAGAAAGUUUUCAGCACUACUGAUUGAGCCUCGCUCACAUUAUAUGUGAUCUCGUCUGAGUCAUUUUUUGUCUGUUUACAUUUAUCUUUCAAUCAUAUCUGUGGUACUCAGGGCUGUGUUGUAAUUGAAAGCAUGAUAAUAAAGUGGCGCUAAUGA